Molecule: messenger RNA, 1786 nt
Organism: Myzus persicae (green peach aphid)
Lineage: Eukaryota; Metazoa; Arthropoda; Insecta; Hemiptera; Aphididae
Exons: 3
Coding region: 572-904 (110 amino acids)
Source: RefSeq, a predicted model, not a curated record
CCCGCCUUUUUUUUUUUUACCUAUGUCAAGUUAAUUUAACUAUAUUUUAUUCUUUCGACUAAUUUAAAAAUUAAAUUACUAGGCAUUUUACACUUAUCAAUUGAAUCAACUAAUACUGUCAACUCGUCUUCUGAAUAUCUAAUGCAUACGGUUAAAUAAAAACUAAUAAAAGAUGCACGAAAAUCUUGGAUAAGUAUUGUCCUGCACGAAUGUGUCCAAUAAGAUGCAAGUACGAAGUACCAAUUUGCAUAUAAAUAAAUAAACAAUGGUAACAUUAUAAAUGUUUAUUGGUAACAACUAACGGAUCGAGGAAACCACAACUGGUAAGUACAAUAUGUAGUGAAAAUAAAUACCAAAUAACUGUACUGCUAAUAAUAAUGAACAGGCAACGAUAAUUAUAUAUCAUUGGAAAUUUUUCAAUUGAAGUAUUUCGAAAUUGAAAAUUUCACUCUUCUUGAAAUAUUUCAAUCAGAUUAUGAAAAUCAUAUAUUUUUUCUCUUAGGCGUAUUUUGUUGUAUAGACGAUUAGAAAUUGUUAUUGAUUACACACAGAACAUCUAUAUUGAUAAUGAAUGACCUACGAACCAAGGUUUACGAUUAUUAUUAUGAUAAUUGGUUAUAAAUUACGUGUAAAUGAUACAAUUGCUGAUGUUGAUGGUCAUAGUACAAUAGAAGUCCGAUCAUCCGAACGCCAAUCAGCUGGACGUCCAAUUAAUCGGACGAGAAAAAAAAACGGUGCGGGCCGUUAUUCAUGUACAUUAAAAAUUCUGAAGCUUUUGGUGCAUUGGAUUUGGCGUUUAAAUGGUCCGAGAGGCAAGAAGAAUCGAACACCUGCAGUAACUAACGAUUAUUUUGUUUCGGUUAAAUAUAUAAUGAAAUCAUUUGUUUAUGGUUACGAAUUUUAAACUAUAUUACAUAUUAUAUGUGAAUAAUAAAUACAUACGUACAAUAUAUUCGUACAAUUAUAUGACUUUUGAUAUGUCGUACGUCAAUCAUCCGGAUAUUUGCUUAUCCGGACCACCCUUGACAUUAAGUCCGGAUAAUCGGAGUUUCUGUCCGUACUACUUGUGAAAAAUGACCAAAAAUAAACAAAAAAAAAAAUGAACGUUCAAUUUAGCAUAUAGCUGCAAAAAUAUUGCCCAACAUUUACUUCUAAAUCAUUAUAAAUGAUAACUGAUUAACUGUAGUGAUGACGAAUUUAUUUGGCUCGUGGCGAGAGUCGCGUGCAAACAAAUCAAAAACAAUAUUGCAUAAGUAUUGCCCGUGUGUAUCGUUGUAAGAUGUGAGUACCAAUUAUCAUACAAAUAAGUAAAUAAUGGUAACGAAAUUUAAGCUUGUAAAACUUAUGAAGAAUUAUUAUGGUACAGUUCCGUUGCGUAUUCCAUUGCAUUGCGUUUGCUGUUCGUCGAUUUUAUAAUAUUAUUCGUAUUUACAUUUAAAAUGCCGAAAUCCGGGCAGUUUGUGACUAGCGUAUAACCCCAACAUUUUUGGUGAGCAUAGAGAAAAUGUAUUUUCGAGCGACGGGUCGGUCUUUUAUUGUGAAUUAUGUGACAUUUCAGUAUCUGCAGAUCGAAAAUAUAUCGUUAAAAACGAGGAGAGCAAUUUUUCUGUUUAUUUGAACUCGGUGUAUUCUAAUGAGAGAUGUUUCGAGUUUGAUAACCCAAAAAAAUCAUUUACCGCUGAAUCGCAAUUAUAAUAUACAUAUAUUGAUUGCAAGGAUCCUGAAACACCGGAUAAAAAUCAGUUUAAUUGGAAUUUUUAUUUUGUAAUAUAUUAUUUUUAACUGU